Molecule: messenger RNA, 873 nt
Organism: Penicillium robsamsonii
Lineage: Eukaryota; Fungi; Ascomycota; Eurotiomycetes; Eurotiales; Aspergillaceae
Exons: 2
Coding region: 1-873 (290 amino acids)
Molecular function (GO): oxidoreductase activity
Source: RefSeq, a predicted model, not a curated record
AUGGCCACGGUACAAAUUUCAGACGACAUUUUGGAGGGAAUCAAGGACAAGGUGGUUUUUAUUACUGGUGGCGCAUCAGGAAUCGGAAAAGCGACUGCAGAGCUAUGUCUCAAGCACGGUGCGAAUGUGGUCAUCGCCGACCUGAACUCUCUGCCUUCGGAUCUUGAGACCUCGGAGAAACUCAAGUUUAUAAAAGUGGACGUUUGCUCAUGGGAAAGCCAACGCGACGCAUUUAUUCAGACCGCAGAAUGGUUCGGUCGAAUUGACCACGUCUUCGCCAAUGCAGGCGUCGGGCCAACGAUGAACUUCAUGGAUGACGGCCUUGAUGAAAAUGGCCAACCUACCCCUCCCGAUCUACGGACGAUCAAUGUCAAUCUUCUGGGUGUCCUCUCCACCGUUCGUCUAGCCACACAUUACAUCCAGAAGCACUCCGCACAUCGUGCACCUGGAGAGCUCGGCAGUAUCGUGGUCGCUGCUUCUACGGCUUCGUUCCAAAACUUCAGCGCUGGUGAUUAUACGAUCACGAAACAUGGUGUUCUAGGACUCGUCCGUGGGAUAGGGUGUCAAAUUGAGGGAAAGGUUCGACUCAAUGCUAUUGCCCCUUCUUGGACGGCAACUAGAAUGAUUGAUGCUGGUUUUAUUGAGGGGCUUGGUGUCGGCGUUCAGGGACCGGACGUUGUGGCUCGGAGUGUGGCCCUGCUUUUCAACGAUCAUCAGCGUCAUGGGGAUGUUAUAUACAGUUGGGACGGGAAAUAUCUAGAGGUUAACAAGGCAGAGGAUGGAUUGCUGGCUUUUGCAGAUAGGCUCCUUGUGAAUUCGGCUAAUGAGGAAACCGUUGUAUGGAAAAUGAGAGAAGAGAAGAUGAUCGCCUAG